AUGACACAUAACAUACCAGACAAUCGUGAUCUUUCCUGUUAUCAUGUAACUAAACAUUCAUGGCGCGGUAAAUAUAAACGAAUAUUUUCCAUUGGUACACAUGGUAUUAGUACAUAUGAACCAUCAACACUUGGUCUUACAAAUGCUUGGUCAUAUGAUCAAGUUGUAUCAUUAACAUUAUCAAAAUCUUCGAAUAUAUCUGAUAAAUCUCAACAAACAUUAUCUAAUUCAUCACCCAUAGCAGAAUUUAUAUUAACAUUCCGAACAAAAUCAAAAAAAAAUGAUACAAUGCGUUUUUCAAGUGAAUAUCGUUCGGAUAUCAUAACUGAUGCAUUACGUUUUCAAACAUUAUUUUAUCAUCAACAACAAUCAUUAAAUCAACCGAAAAUAAUUCAAGCAACAAAAAUUCAUUGGUCAUCACAACGUACACCAGUACUUUUACGUAUUCAAUCAUAUUGCAUUGAACAAAUUGAUGCAACUACAAAUCGUUAUUUAUGUUCAUAUGAAUAUAAAGAUAUUGAACAAUUAAUACCAUUAACAAGUGAAGGUGAUACAACAGUACGUGGAUUUCUUAUACAAGAUAAAUAUAAUGCACGUUUACAUGCAUUUGUUACAACAGAAACAUCAACAUUAUUUCAAAAUAUAAUUGAUUUAGCACAUACAAAUCUAGGUGUACAAAUACGUUUAUCAAAAAAAUCUUAUACACUUAAUGAUUAUAGUCAAUUACGUUUUGGUCCAACAUAUGUAUCUGAUGAACAUUUAACAUCAUUUGCAGAAUUUAUUGUUUAUAAACAUUCAUCAAGACAUGCUGAUCAUGUUCGACGAUUACUUUGUUUAACUGAAACAUGUUUAAUUGAACGUGAUCCAGCUACAUAUCAUAUAUGUACAUUAAAACCAUUAAAUGAAAUAUUUGGUCUUGUACGACAUAAAGAUUCAUUACAAGAGUUUACUAUUGAAUAUAUACGAAAUAAUCCAACAAGAUCAAAAUGUAAAUAUACAUCAACUGAACGUGAUAUUUUAUUAGCAACAUUAUUGGAUAGUGUACGUUCAGCAGGAAAUAAUGAUUGUUGUGUUAAAACAAAUUUAACUGAUAGAGGAAAACGUUUUUCACCAUUUGGACAUUUAGUUGAUGAUGAAGUUGAAAUACAACAUUUAAAAUUUCUUGUACAACCACCAUCGGGUCGACUUUCUUCUCCACAAGAUUCAAAUAAUCCAUCAACAUCCCAAGGUGGUGUUUCAUUUAAUGAAAUUCUUAAACGAUUUAAUGCAAAUGUACCUUAUAGUGGACUUAUUAAUGCUGUUUCUUCCGAAGGUCUCUUUGCUGAAAAUAGAGAAAAAUUAAUUCAUUCAGCAUUAAAUACUUUACUUGAUACUGAUACAACUAAUAAUGUUGUUGAUCUUGAAUUUAUCGAAGAUCAAUAUCUUGCUUUUCGUCGUUUAUUAGCAUCAAAAGCUGGUUUUCAAGCAUUUACACAAUUACCGAAAUUUCGUGAACGUAUUGGAACAAAAAUAGUUCGUUCAUUAAAAUUAAAUGAUGAUCAAAUAACAUAUUCAGCAUUAGAAGUGUUAAAUACCCUAUUACAACCAAUGCAUUUAGAUUAUGAUUUACGUCAAGAACAACUAAAUAAAUCAAGUAUAUUAUCAACAAAAAAAUUUCUUGAAAAUUUAUUAGAUAUAUUUUUAAAACAUGUUAAACAAAAUACGGGUUCAUUAAUUAUUUCAUCAUUUCUUGAUUUUUUAACAUAUACUUUAUGUCCACCAUUUUCAGAAACAACAGAUGGCCAACAUUUUGAUGUUCUACUUGAAUUAGUAUCAUCAAAUGGACGAAUAUUUUUUAAAUUAUUUCAACAUUCAUCAUUUACAAUUGUUAAAGGUGCUGGAUCAAUUAUGAAAGCUAUUAUUGAAGAAGGUUCAUCAGAUAUUGCUGCACAUAUGCAAGAUUUAGCAUUAAGUGAAGGUGCUUUACCUGUUCAUCUUUUACGAGCUUUAUUUACAGCAUCAAAUGAUACUCGAUUAGUACCAUUAAAAUAUCUCAGUCAACAAUUACUUGGCUUAUGGUCAACAGGACAUCCAACAACAUAUGGAUUAUUAAAAAGAAUAUUUCCACUUGGACUUAUUGCGUAUUUAGAUUCAAGUGAAGAACCAGAUAAGGAUUUUGAUAGUCAUUUAUGGGUACAAUUUAUUUAUUAUGCACUGUUUAUUAUUAUUUUUCAAUUUGGUUGGGCAUGUUCACAAAUUACACAUUUAGCAAUGAUCAAUGAUUUAACACAUAAAGAUGGUGAACGUGUUGCACUUAACUCAUACCGUUUUGCUUGGACCUUUAUAUCAAAUAUAAUUGUUUAUACAACAGCUAGUAUUUUAUUAGGUUUUUCUUCGAGUCAUAGUGAGUCAACUAUAACAUCAGCUGAUGCACCUACAUUUCGUACACUAACACUUAUCGUUAUUGGUGUUGGUCUCAUUUGUAUGAUUAUAUUUCAUGUUGUUUUAAAAGAAUCGAAACAAAUAACUGAAGAAACAGAAAAUUGUUCAGUAUUAUUAUCAACAUCUAGUAGAAGAUUAAAACGAAUGACAUGGAAAAGUUUCUUGUGUGAAAAAGAAUUUUACCAAUGCACAGUUAUUUGGAUGUGUGCAAGAGUUAUUUUUAAUAUUACACAGACAUUUCUUCCAUUGUAUACAAUUGAUACAAUCGUAACAUUAAAUCGAAUAUUUGUUGCUAUUGCUCCAUUAUGUAUUUAUCUUAGUGGUCUAUUUGCAUCUUUUCCUAUGCGUGCAAUAAACAAACGAAUAGGUAGAAAUCUAACUAAUAAUAUUGGUUAUGGUUUUACAUUAGUUAGUAUGAUUUUAUUUUGGUUUAUUUUUGAUUUAAAAAGUAAAGUACAAAUUGAAAUAGCUUUAAUAUCAGCUUGUGUUUUACUCGGUAUUGGAACGUCAACAUCGAGCAUUUGUUCUUCUGCUCUAGCAUCUGAUUUAAUUGGUUUAAAUACAGAAUGUGGAGCAUUUGUUUAUGGAAUAAUGUCAUUGACAGAUAAACUUACUAAUGGUAUAAUCAUUGUUAUUAUUCAGCAGUUUAAUCCAUGUAAACUAUCUUCAACACGUACGUGUGCAUUAUAUUAUAGAUAUAUAAUAACAUUUAUACCGACUGGUGUUUCAAUUUUAGCGAUUCUAAUGAUAUUAAGUAUAUGGAAAACAAAAAUAGGCACUAAUCGCUAUGAAAUAAUUGAAGAAAAACAAAAUGAUACGGAAAUAAAAGUUGCACAGAAGAAUGAAUACAAUGAACGAAGUCCAUUAGUAGAUUGA
Molecule: messenger RNA, 3297 nt
Organism: Rotaria sp. Silwood2
Lineage: Eukaryota; Metazoa; Rotifera; Eurotatoria; Philodinida; Philodinidae
Source: the annotation of a GenBank genome assembly